AUGCCUCUUCCCUACGGUGUAUACAGAGCCGACCACGUCGGCUCGUUCUUGCGCUCCAAAUCUGUCCUUGACGCACGCCCAAAAGCCGCCAACGGAGAAAUCAGCGCCGACGAGCUUCGCAAGAUCGAAGACACUGCAAUCGCCGAUGUCGCAAACAAGCAGAUCGAGAACGGCCUCCUCUCCAUCACCGACGGCGAGUUCCGCCGUGCAUACUUCCACCUCGACUUCCUCAAACACUUGGCUGGCAUCGAAGAGAGGGGCCAAGUAGGAAAUAUCAGGCACAAGGACGGCUUCUCGCCACCUACACUGGUGGUAGAGGGAAAGCUGGGACACCCUGAGGCGAUACAGGUUCAGGACUUCAACUUCCUCGAGCAGACCAUCAAGAAGAAUGGCAGUGCUGCGACGACGAAAGUGUGCAUCCCUAGCCCAACGAUGGUCCACUUCCGCGGCGGUCGAGCAUCGAUCGACAUCUCCGCGUACCCUGACCUAGAUGUCUUCUUCGAAGACCUAGCAAGGGUCUACCAGGAGGAGCUCGCGUCGCUCUACGAGGCAGGGUGCCGCUUCGUCCAGCUCGACGACACGAAUCUGGCCUAUUUGUGCGAUCCUGAUAUGCGGAAAGCCGCUGAGCAAGAUCGCAAUGAGGACUUGAGCACGCUGCCGAGGAAGUACGCCGAAUUGAUCAACAAGGCCAUUUCCAAGCGGCCCGCCGACAUGAAAAUUGGCAUCCACUUGUGCAGGGGUAAUUAUAGGAGCAAAUGGUUCGCAUCAGGCGGCUAUGAACCCGUCGCAGAAAUCCUCUUCAAGGAACUCAAUGUCGAUGCGUACUUCCUCGAAUACGAUGAUGCGCGGUCCGGUGACUUCUCGCCUCUGAGACACUUGCCGGAGCACAAGGUUGUCGUUUUGGGUGUCAUGAGCAGCAAGAAGAACACAUUGGAUGAUAAGGAGGAGAUCAUCAAGAGGCUGAAAGAAGCCGCUGAGAUUGCGCCAAAGGGCCUGGAUCAGUUGUGUCUGAGUCAUCAGUGCGGAUUCUCAAGUACAGCGGAGGGCAAUGAGUUGACUGAGGAGGAGCAGUGGGCGAAGGUGAGGCUCGAGGUUGAGAUUGCCAAGGCGGUCUGGGGCGACGACUUGAGUAAAUGA
Cucurbitaria berberidis CBS 394.84 is the source of this 1137-nucleotide messenger RNA. RefSeq names its product UROD/MetE-like protein. The record is from RefSeq and is a predicted model, not a curated record. Gene Ontology annotation, molecular function: zinc ion binding; 5-methyltetrahydropteroyltriglutamate-homocysteine S-methyltransferase activity. Bases 1 to 1137 code for a protein of 378 amino acids. The transcript has a single exon. NCBI's taxonomy places the organism in Eukaryota, Fungi, Ascomycota, Dothideomycetes, Pleosporales, Cucurbitariaceae.